Messenger RNA from Lineus longissimus, 1246 nucleotides. RefSeq lists its product as uncharacterized. Lineage: Eukaryota; Metazoa; Nemertea; Pilidiophora; Heteronemertea; Lineidae. The coding region runs from base 156 to 665 and encodes 169 amino acids. The record is from RefSeq and is a predicted model, not a curated record. The transcript has 2 exons.
AGGUAUGCCUUAGUAAAGGAGCGUUGCAACAGCUGAGUCUUGGAGUGACAACCCAGGGAGUCGAGUCCAAGAAUCGAGGUCUGUCGGCCAGCGAUCCUAAGAUUGUGACCAGGAGCAGGAACUCAACCACUCGUAUCCAUUCAGCAGCCCACAGAAUGAACCAUAACAUAGCCGAGAGCGGGCGACGGAAACUAAAGUGGUUCAACAUCGAAGUCGAUACUUGUUGCCGCCCAAUGAUAGCGCUGGACAGAAUUGCAAUGAACAGGCAGUACACAGUCAGGUACAAACGGAGUGCUAGACACCAGAAGUUAUCUGGUGUUUUGAAAAACAUCAGGGCAACAGAUUACUUCACAAAGAAGAAAAACAAAACCAGGGGUGGUGACUACAAGAAACAUGUGAUGAUAACAAUGCCGGACUUGCGAAGGAAGGCUGUCAAGAAGGCUGUUGCACGACGAGACAGACCGCCUGUACCAGAGUGGAAAUGUCUCGACCCAAACAGCAGAAACUAUGACCACUCCUACUUUUGGCGAUCCUUCAAGGUCCAACCAGCCAUCAAGACAACCAAGAGGUUGCCAUCGCGAUUUACUGUUGUUGGUUAUUGCAAGAGGAGUCGUUGGCACAUUUCAAGUCCAGGAAAGCACUUGCUGUUCCCACAUUCAGAGUAAGGUGUGCUUACUCAUUUUACUGCUUUCCAUUCCCGGAGAGCGUUAUCAAAUAUCUGCCGCAAGGCAACAAAUAUCUGCCGCAAGGCGCUUCAAAUAUCUGCCGAAAGGCAUCAAAUAUCUGUCACACCAAUAAAGUUCAUUUUGUUAACCAACUCUUUAUCUUCUUUUCUUCACAUACAAAAAAGACCGUCCCAAACAUUUGGCUGCAUCCACUUCAUCAAUGUCCAGACAACAGUCGGUUCAUUUGACCAUUGUAAAGCACCAGGCCCCACCUCACAAAAUACACUGUAAUAAUUAUGUACCUUGUGUCCAUGUGCAUGUUAUUAGUUCCACCUACGCUGCAUGAAGACAAGGACUCCACUCUUUGACGUCACCACACAACUCCUUGACGUCAUCACACACCCCACUACUGCAACGGCAACAGAAAUGACUUUACGUCAUAUAGCAGGGUGACGUCAACUCAGUACUUCAGCAUGCACUGAUAUAGCAAGAAGGUCUUCGCACCAGCACUUCUGCGUGCUAGACGUUAUAGCUUCACGUUGCCUCAUAAUAACGGUACCGACACACACUUGGCCCUUGCC